CGACCACCUCCCGCUUCCACCCCGCAUUAGCUUCUCCGAGCACGCAACCACCCGAUCUUCGUCCAUCCCACGUGUCGCGCUCUUAGUUCCAAUACCCGAUCCGGAUCCCCUCGAGUGCCGUCGAUCUCGCAAGGAUCGCGGCCGCCAGUCCCCCCCUUCGAUGCCGCCCAUACCGUCGCAGCCUCUCCCGCGGGUCAUCACCUACUACCAGACGCACCACACCCCCGAAGGCAAGCCCAUCUCGAUCCUCCCGCUCCUGACCCAACCCGGCAUCAGCGUCACGCACGUAAUCCUCGCGGCGAUACACAUUAACGAUGAUCCCCACGGUCUCACGUUGAACGACCAUGCACCCGACAACCCGCGAUUCCUCACAUUAUGGGCCGAGCUGCGUGUGUUGCAAGCCAGCGGCGUCAAGGUGAUGGGCAUGCUGGGCGGCGCCGCCCAGGGAUCGUAUAAGCGGCUGGACGGCAGCGAAGCCCAGUUCGAGGAAUACUACAUCCCGCUGCGCGACAUGCUGCGCACGUACGGCCUGGACGGUAUUGACUUGGACGUCGAGGAGGUGAUGAGCCUGGCCGGCGUUAUCCGCCUCAUCGACCGCAUCAGGCAGGACUUUGGCAAGGACUUCAUAAUCUCCCUGGCGCCCGUCGCCGCUGCGCUCCUCAUGCCCGAAAAGAACCUCAGCGGCUUCGACUACGAGGCGCUCGAGGUGAUGCGCGGCGGAGACAUUGGCUGGUACAACGCCCAGUUCUACUGCGGGUGGGGCGACUGCAGCAGCACGGCUAUGUACGAGAUGAUACUGGCAAAGGGCUGGCCGGCCGAGAAGGUCGUCAUGGGCCUGGUCACGAACCCCGAGAACGGCUCUGGGUGGGUGCCGUGGGAGAUGCUGGGCGCCGUGCUCCUCACGCUCCGAGGCCGUUAUGCGCGCUUCGGCGGGGUUAUGGGCUGGGAGUACUUCAACAGCUUGCCUUCCGGUCGGGAUAAGCCCUGGGAAUGGGCGAAGUGGAUGACGACGAUGCUGCGCGCCGAUCACGCACAUCAUUCACUCGGGCCGGUGCAAGACACGGCUCCCGUGGAAGUCGGCAAUCCUGUUGCCAAGGAAGUCAAGAAGCAUCUGGUGGAUGAGGUCGACCCCGACAGCCCAAACAGCAAGGACGCGCCGAUUCCGGCGUCUUUCGACUAUUACUCCGAUACUAACUGGGAUGAAGAUUGAAGAGCAUGAGCUACAGCCCGGAUGUGCUCAUCUGUACGCACAAAAUUAGACGACUCGUAUGGUAAGGUACGAUGAGUUAGUGAUUUCUAUCCACUCAAAGGGUCCAGGCAUAGCACUGGUGUUGAAAUUUGCAUCAUAGAAUCGAGGACGACAUGAAUGUAUAUAGAGGGCGUUUUGGCAGACUUAUCGUACGCAGCACAUGACCCGCGUGAGGCGACGAGCGCUUCCAAAUAGAGCUUGGGACAAUCUGGGACAUUGGAAUAUCGGGACAAAGCGGCGGCUGUCUGGAAGCCCUCAUCUGCUCUUGUUGACAACGAGCCCAGCUCUAGCUUAGCAAGUUGACUUAUAAUGCCAACAUGCGACUGCCGUCGUUAUUUGCCAUGAA
Colletotrichum navitas is the source of this 1595-nucleotide messenger RNA. RefSeq names its product chitinase. Gene Ontology annotation, cellular component: extracellular region. NCBI's taxonomy places the organism in Eukaryota, Fungi, Ascomycota, Sordariomycetes, Glomerellales, Glomerellaceae. The transcript has a single exon. The coding region runs from base 161 to 1210 and encodes 349 amino acids. Gene Ontology annotation, biological process: carbohydrate metabolic process. Gene Ontology annotation, molecular function: chitinase activity. The record is from RefSeq and is a predicted model, not a curated record.